This is a messenger RNA of Pyrenophora tritici-repentis Pt-1C-BFP, 1593 nucleotides long. RefSeq lists its product as uncharacterized. The record is from RefSeq and is a predicted model, not a curated record. NCBI's taxonomy places the organism in Eukaryota, Fungi, Ascomycota, Dothideomycetes, Pleosporales, Pleosporaceae.
AUGUCGUCAACGCCACCCGACACCCCUCCUGGGACGACAUCCACAACACUAGAACACAUGUUUCCUGCGGCAAACAAGCUCGUGAUCGAGGACGAAGAGUCGAGCUCUCCUUCUUUCUGGAACGAAUCGUCGCUCUCACCAUCCGACUGUCGCACUCUGUACAAGCUACUCAUGGAUACGAGCAGCUCUUCGCCCCUCUCACGGCAGCCGCUCUUUAGCGCCAACAGUUCAAGCCCACCAGCUCUAGACAGUACUUCUGAAAACUUGGUCAUCCCAGAGAGCGAAGAUGAGUCGUUCCAACAGAUGGAGCACUUCGAUUACGCCAAUGAGCAAGAGGCUGGUUACCAAGACGACAACGACAGCAUGGAUAUGGACGACACUGAUGAUACCCUGGACACGCAAGAGAAAGACGACUUGUCUAUAGAGUAUGGUAUGAAUCUGGCCGCAGCGAUGGCACCUUCUCUGCCUGUUCAAGACUUUGGAAGCUUCUAUGAUCAUGACGAGUCGACGUCGAAUGAAAGCGAAGUACCGCGCAGUUAUCGCUCUGAGGUUGAAAUGAGCGUGCGGAAGCUCGAGGAGCAGUUGAGGAACAAGAAUCUUCAAGAUCUGUGGGAUUUGCUGAGACCACGCGACUUCAUUAAACCAUUCUCGGCCCCAGGUGACACAUCAGGGUAUCGCAUGCGCCAUACUCGAGAGCAAGGCCAUCAGCGAAACAGGCAUCGUUUGACCACUACGCCUGUAGAGCCAAGCGAGACUACAAUCAAGCCCCCUUCUUUACAAAUUGCCGGUACCUCCUACUACUCACCACCCUACAAGCGCCAUCGACGUGCCUCAGACCACGAAUACUCUCGAUUCAGCCCUGAUACCAUGUUUCCGUACCCCAACAGCCCCUUCUUCGAGUAUUUUCCGGUAUCUACUAACCUGGACUCACCUUCGAGCCGCGUCAUCACGUACUACAAAGGCCUGGAAAACUCACCUCCCAAACGCCGUCGCAACGCCUCUUCACCAGAAGAACUCGCCCAGAUAGCCCGCGAAGCUAGAGUUGAUGAAGAAGAGGCCGAGGAGAAGAAAGAGCUACAAGAGUUAGAUCAAUAUAGGGAUUUCGAUCUGGCACCCAUCGAACCUGUCAUGGAGAGCCACGCUGCUGGUGACCUGAUCAUGUCUGCAACACCUGCUAAAGCGAGGGCUGCAGAGGAUUGGAAUGAAUGUAUCUCGCCCAGUGCGCUCUCUCGUGUGCAGCAUGCUUCCAAAGCGCGGGGCUUUUCGGUAGUAUCUUCGCUUGUCGACACAGAGGACGAGGAAGAUAUUGACGCUAGUUACUUGGCACGCCCAUGUGCGCCCACGCCUUCAUCCCGUCGACCGAGGUUGCCAGUCGAGCAAGACGAGGAAGAUGAUGCUGAUGUUGAGGAUUGGGACUUUGUGGUCCGGCGAGAGGACAAGGAUGUCUUUGUCGAGUCGUAUGAACCUACGUUCAUCACCGUCAUUGGUAUGCUUCCGACUGCUAUGUUCUGGGCUACUGCGGCACCAGUCGUCAAACUCGGAAGUGACGCGUUUGACACGCUUGUGGAGACGCUGACAGGUCUGAAAGUGUAG